Molecule: messenger RNA, 237 nt
Organism: Schistosoma intercalatum
Lineage: Eukaryota; Metazoa; Platyhelminthes; Trematoda; Strigeidida; Schistosomatidae
Source: the annotation of a GenBank genome assembly
AUGUGCUCAUCAAUCAGUUGUAACAAUGAUCAAAAUACCGCAGAAUUGUCAGCGAAUCGUAGUGAAAACUUUACUUCAAGACGUUCUGUUAAUCGAUCUACAGCUUUGUCAGACGACAUGACUAAUAGUAGUACUGAAAUUAAUAUUUACAGUAAAGCUUUCUGUAUAAAGCAACCAGAUCAUAUGCCUAGUUCAUCAUUUACAUGUACAGCAUUGUCAUCAACUGUAACAGUUUAG